GGUGAAGCGCUGCCGGUGGCCGGGAAAACGGCACCGGUAACGGCGUUAUGGAAACAUCGGGGCAUCUUCACGAUUCGGGUGUGGGGGACUUGGAGGAGGACGGCCGGUGUCCCUGCCCGUUACCGGGGGAUGAACGGGCACCGCCGCCGCCCCCCGCCGCGCUGCCGCCGCUCCAGCACAGCCUGUUGCACUCCUCGCCCGGUUCGUUCCGGGCCCCUCCUCCUCCUCCCGCCGCCCCCGCCGCCCUCCACCCUUCCUCCCGCCACGGCAGCCAACUCAACCUCGGCGACCACCCGGCGACGGGCUCCGGACCGGGGAGCGGCAAACACCGGCAACCGAGUCCCUUGGUGCACCGGCGGGACAGCAACCCCUUUACCGAGAUCGCCAUGAGCUCCUGCAAGUACAGCGGGGGGGUGAUGAAGCCCCUCAGCCGCCUCAGCGCAUCCCGCCGCAACCUCAUCGAAGCCGAACCGGAGGCUCAACCCUUGCAGCUCUUCGGGGCCACCGGACCCCCCGAAAUCGUCGUCUCGCGCGAGGACAACCACGCGCCCGCCGCCUGCCGCCCCGACCGCCCCCCCGCCCGCCCGGCCCCCGCUGCCUUCGCCAAGGGGCCCAAGCGCAAGGCGCAGAACAUCGGGUACCGGCUGGGGCACCGCCGGGCACUCUUCGAGAAGAGGAAGCGUCUCAGCGACUACGCGCUCAUCUUCGGCAUGUUCGGCAUUGUCGUCAUGGUCAUUGAGACCGAGCUCUCCUGGGGACUCUACUCCAAGGGCUCCAUGUUCUCCCUGGCCCUGAAAUGCCUCAUCAGCCUCUCCACUGUCAUCCUGCUGGGCCUCAUCGUCGCCUACCACACACGGGAGGUGCAGCUCUUUGUGAUCGACAACGGAGCCGACGACUGGCGGAUAGCGAUGACGUAUGAGCGCAUCCUCUAUAUCAGCCUGGAGAUGCUGGUUUGUGCCAUUCACCCCAUCCCCGGGGAGUACAAAUUUUUCUGGACAGCUCGCCUGGCUUUCUCCUACACGCCUUCCCAGGCAGAGGCAGACGUGGACAUCAUCCUGUCCAUCCCCAUGUUCCUGCGCCUCUACCUGAUUGCGCGGGUGAUGCUGCUGCACAGCAAACUCUUCACCGACGCCUCGUCCCGCAGCAUCGGGGCCCUCAACAAGAUCAACUUCAACACCCGCUUCGUCAUGAAGACCCUCAUGACCAUCUGCCCCGGGACAGUGCUGCUGGUCUUCAGCAUCUCCCUCUGGAUCAUUGCUGCCUGGACGGUCCGAGUGUGUGAGAGGUACCAUGACCAGCAGGACGUAACCAGCAACUUCCUGGGGGCCAUGUGGCUCAUCUCCAUCACCUUCCUCUCCAUCGGCUAUGGUGACAUGGUCCCACACACUUACUGUGGCAAGGGCGUGUGUCUGCUCACCGGCAUCAUGGGUGCUGGCUGCACGGCACUGGUGGUGGCCGUGGUGGCCAGGAAGCUGGAGCUCACCAAAGCUGAGAAGCACGUCCACAACUUCAUGAUGGACACGCAGCUGACCAAGAGGAUCAAGAAUGCAGCAGCAAAUGUCCUGAGGGAAACAUGGCUCAUCUACAAACACACCAAGCUGCUGAAGAAGAUCGACCAUGCCAAAGUCCGGAAGCACCAGAGAAAGUUCCUCCAAGCCAUUCACCAGUUGCGGAGUGUGAAGAUGGAGCAGAGGAAGCUGAGUGACCAAGCCAACACUCUGGUUGACCUCUCCAAGAUGCAGAAUGUGAUGUACGACCUCAUCACCGAGCUCAACGACCGCAGCGAGGACCUGGAGAAGCAGAUUGGGAGCCUGGAGUCCAAACUGGAGCAGCUCAGCACCAGCUUCAGCUCCCUGCCGCUGCUGAUGGCCGACCUGCUGCGCCAGCAGCACCAGCGCCUCCUCGCCGCCGUCCUGGAGGUGCGGGGGGUUGGGGUGCCCGUGGCCACCCCCCAAACUCCUCUUUCCGAGAGCCCCAUCGGGGUUAGUUCCACCUCCUUCCCCACCCCGUACACGAGCUCAAGCAGCUGCUAAACUGCAGCCCCCCCCCCCUGGAACCCCCCUCCCCGGACAGGGGGAGCGUUUCCGCGCAGGUCCCGAGGUCUCCAUGGACUUUCUUCUGGUCCUCAAUGCGCUGCGAGGCCCUUCGGCCGGAGCCGGUGGGACCAGCAGUGGCCGAGUGACACUCGGAGCUUUGCCAACGUCUUGGUGUGGGGAACCAUGUCCAUGUCCCCGUUCAGGUGCCUCUACUCGUGGUGACGGAAGGGGACGGUGCCAGACAGAAAACCCACGCUCAAUCUCAGGUCUUCACAUUUGAAAACAAACCAACAAGUCCGAAGCACUGAAGCAAUGGAGACACCAGAGGGAGAGUUUUCCUCCCCUGCGUGGAGCCCUCCAGGGGCUGGGGUGCUUUCCUUGCCCCCUGCCCCUCUCACUGGCCCCGGGGCAGGUGCCAACCUGGUGGUUUCUUGCCCAGGCUCUGAUCUUCGCUGCCCACACUCCAUCCCAGCCCCUCACCGGGACCCACCGACCCCCCCGCCACGUUGCUGGGCUGUGUCUGGCCGUGACCUGCCCCAGGGGGGUUCUCCAGAGCCGUGUUUCCUGCCCAGGCAGAAGAAGGGACGUUUCUUCUUGCCAGCCCUUGGUGUUACACUCUGCCUGGAGACCCGUGCUGGAGCUGGGAAUGCAGUGCCUAACGCCUGGGGACGCGGUGCCGGGCAGGGCUACCUGAACUGAUGCGGCGAUGGCCACCAAGGGGGCUGGCGGGCCAGCCCUGGGCACUGGGGGGGGUCCCUGGUGCUCCCAUCACUGCCUACCCAUGAGCCCCCCAGCAGUAUUUUGGGAAGCCACCGAGCUCUUGGUGGUGGCCUAAGAACUACUGGGUGAAAAACCCCAUUGGCUCCAACCGCCUCCGCUGGCACCGGGAACGCCGGCGCUGCUGCUCAGCUGGCAGCACCGAAUCCCCCUGAGCUGAGCCAGGGGUUGGCUGGCAAGCGAGGUGGUAGCGGGGACAGGGACUUCAUCUGUUUAAAACAACGCCCGUUGCCUUCGUGCUGCUUCUGCUGGGUUUGGUGGGGACCAGCAGCACCAUCAGCGCUGGCUCGGCCACCGCGCAGCGCUCAGCUUCAGGCGCCGCCCGCCGCAGCGCAGCCCCUCCUGCUUCAUCUUAAAUAAUUCUUUUUGCCCAAGGAACCCUCGGGCAUCACCUGGCUACUUCUGGAACCAGCCAUUUUCCCUUCCCCAUUCCCAGUUUCCCCUAUUUCCCCCCCAGUCCUGCCCUGGGGUGUGUUCAGGCUCAGCCAGGUCCCUGCUGGAGCCCUGCCUGCUGCCGCCCCGCUCCAGUUUUGGGGCCUGUGUUUGCUGCUUUCCAUGAAAACUCAGCAGAGGCUAUUUAUAUAUUUUUAAACAGAUGAAGUAACCAUGUAAUUAAUCCACGAUAUUAAUUACACCUCGCCCAGCAGUGUCAGUAAUUGUAAUCAAAGUCACUGUGUUACUCCAGGUAUACUCAGCCUGUAAUCUCUUCCCUAAAUCUUUCCCUUCCAUAAAUAAUGCCGGAUUUUGCCCGCACGUAGGCAGGGACGUAGCAGCCCGAUGCCCAGGAAUUGUUCUGUGCAAAAUUCCACUUGCUGCCACUGGUAGGUGGUUCUACUCCUUGUGCCCUGCAAUCAAGGUUAGGAAGAAAACAAGCAGUAGUUCGUGAGGGGCGUUCCCCCCCCAGGGCGGGAGAAGGAGGAUGAGAAAGAAGGCUGCGGGAUUGCUACAAAAUGAGCUCCCAGUGUGGUUCCUCCCCAGCAGGAGAAGCUCUUGCCCACCUCUGGAAGUGGGUUUCCAGCCUGGCAAGGGAGAAAAUGUUGCAGAUUCUGAGAAAGAGCCUGAAAUUCAGCAGCUUCACUGGACUGUGGGCAUCCAGGGGGAAGAAAUGCUCCCAGCCUCUGCCAGGCUUUGAGCGGGGAGCAAAUGGGCAUGAGCCCCAGGGCUGAGCAGAGGGUGAGGAGCUGAGGUGGAGCCCAGGGUCUCGGAGAGCCAGAAGAUCCGAGCGAGAGAGACAAGACCAGGCACUGGCAGCUCACUGGGACUCAAGGAGGGAAGGACCAGCGGGGAGAGCUCCCGGAUUGCAGUGGGGCAGGAGAUCCUGGGUGUGGAGCAGAGCCAGGACUUCACUGGGAUUUCACCAGGGCUGCCAGGAGCUGGUGUGAUCGCUGCACCUCGCACCCCACAACCAGCACCCCCAGGCUCACCUCCACACAACCUGCACCCCAAAACCAGCCCUCUGCCCAGGACCUUGCAGGCCUGGGGCUGAACCCCAUCCCAAACCCUGCACCCCCAUCCGACCCCUGCAUCCUGCACACCCCUGCACCCCAAUCCCACACCCUGCACCUCCGUCCCACACCCUGCACCUCCAUCCCACACCCUACAUCCUGCACACCCCUACACCCUCAUCUCACACCCUAUGUUCUCCAUCCCACGCCUUGCACCUCCUGCACCUCCCAUCCCAUCCCCUGCACUCCCUAUACCGCCUCUGCAUUCCCCAUUCCACCCCCUGCACCCCUGUCCUUCCCCCAGCCGGUGCUGUCACAUGCCUGAUAAUUUUGGCAUCUCUGGCCCCCAAGUGCCCUGGAACAAGUGACAAGAAGAGCUGGGACCAGCCACCGCGGCAGAGGAAAAGCACAAGAGCAGCAGCACCACGACGCCGAGUUUUCAUCCCAAAGAGAUGCCAAACCACGGAGCUGGGAAGCACCCCCAGCAGGGCCAAGCCCCAGAGCCCCCCCAGCACCCACCCAGCCACAACCAGGCUCAUUUUUGGCACAGCCUCGGGGUUUUGUUGGGUUUUAUUUGUGGCUCCAUGAACCUCCUCCCUGCGCUGCCUGCGAGGAAACGUCCGAAAACCCCCAGGAAAACCCCACGUCCUCUCUGCAAACUCCCAGACAUUUCUGUCUGGACUUGAGGAGCUUGGCCCUGGGUUUGCAUCUUGCCUCCAUACUGCUCGCUUCUUUUUUAACACUAGGGGAAAGCAUAAUAGUUUAUUUUAACUAUGAAAUAUAUUGCUAUAUUAUAAAGGUUAUUGUAACUUUCCAUUAUGGUUUUGUACCCAACCCGGCGGGCAGUGGGCAGUGAUGCCAGCCUGCUCCCAAAAAUGUCUGUUUCUGCAUACAGC
Molecule: messenger RNA, 5154 nt
Organism: Apus apus (common swift)
Lineage: Eukaryota; Metazoa; Chordata; Aves; Apodiformes; Apodidae
Gene: KCNN3
Product: potassium calcium-activated channel subfamily N member 3
Exons: 8
Coding region: 48-2033 (661 amino acids)
Biological process (GO): potassium ion transmembrane transport
Cellular component (GO): neuron projection; neuronal cell body; plasma membrane
Molecular function (GO): small conductance calcium-activated potassium channel activity; calmodulin binding
Source: RefSeq, a predicted model, not a curated record